CCCCUGACAACGGUGCGGAUCCUUCGGAGUGUGGAGGGAAUGCGCAUGCGCCAAGGAGGAAACGAAGGCCCUGAAAUUGCACCUGACUGUGAGGGGGGAAGUGCGCGUGCGCAACGGAGGAAUCUAAUGGCGCUUUGAGUUCUAGGGGAAUUGAGAGUGAUUGACGAGUGAAGAAAAGAUGGAGGAGUGGCUGCGAUGGUGGCGGCUAUGGACCCUGUUCCUGCCUUUCUCCUUCUUCCUCUGGAGCUGUCCAACGAUGGGGAUGGAGACCAACGCCUCACCGUCGCCGGCUCCCGUUUUGUCAUGUAAUGCUUUCAUCAAAAAGACUUGCGAAGAAUGCGUGAAAAACACUAAAUGUCUUUGGUGCAGUGAAAACGCAACUUGUAUCGACUACCCUGUAAGCAAACUCAUUCCACCGCCCUCAUUGUGUGAACUCAGAAAGUCUUAUUGGGGAAUAUGCUUUGUUAACUUUGAGGCCAUCGUCAUUACCAUAGGUGUGGUAGCAGGCCUUCUUCUGAUUGUUAUGCUGUGCUGCUGCUGUUAUUGCUGUCGCAGAUGUUACAAAUGUCGUCCUAGCAGGGAAAUAUCUGAAGAAGAGGAAAGAUUUAUCAGAGAUCGGGAAGAAAAAAGAAUGCAGUCCCUUCAACGGAAACAUGAAAGGAAAGUGAAGCAUGAUGAAAUACGCAAGAAAUAUGGUCUCCUUCCAGAUUCUGACCAUCCAUACAGCAGAUAUGAGAAUGAAUGAAAAGAAGAUGCUGCUGUGCCUUGUUGAGGAUAACAGAAAUGUCGAAGUCACUUUCUGCUUCAGUGUUUAGGCCUUCAAAUAGGUACAUAAAUGCUCAGUAGUAUGUGGUUGUUCCCAUUACCGUUUUUUUUUAAAUAGCACUCAUAUUUAUUUUGUAAUUUUGUUAACAAUACAUCAACGUUUGAGAUAUGCAAACAGCAAUCAUGUCAUUUUUCCCUAAUGUUGUAACAUUUUAUAAAGCAACAUAGUUAUUAUUUCCACAGUGCUAAAUAAAGAUGCUGUUCUAAUCUGUGUCAAGUAAGUGUUGCCAAGUAUUUGACGGUACAGAUGUGUGAUAUCAAGUGAUGACAAACACUUCCAGCCUACACCAUCUUCGGGAUUGUUAUAUAGAAUAUGAGAGGUGUUUGUGAAAAUGACAAUGUACAGUAUCCAGCUUGGCUCUACUAACAAAACCAGUUGGCUCCCGAUGUUACUGAAAUAGUCAGUAGUUGCUGUACUUUCAUAGCUUUCCGGAUGCAUGGAAAUGGGGAAUCAGUUCCAAAAACCUAUAGAGCACUAGUUCCCAAAUUUCACUCCCCCACCCCCCCUGUAUUUUUUGGACUUCAUCUCCAAGAAUUCCUGAUAGUGGGCCAAUGUGACUGGAGCUUCUCUGAAGUUGAAAAUAUUUGAUGACCAAAGUUUGUGUGGGAUUCUCUAUAGCAGUGUCCAUCCAAAAUAGCAUUUCCGGUUUUGUUGCAAAGGGCAGAUGUAGUCAUCAGUGGUCCAAAGUAUGUGAAAAAAAAAUAGUCACCAGGCCCUUGUACUUUUCUAGUCCUGUCUGCAACUUGAUACAUUCGAACUCACAGCGUAUUUUGAGUGGACAAAAUGAUUGGGGCUCAGAAGAUGGCUGCUCUGAAGACAGAAAAAUGGAAAGCUUUUCACUGUUCUGCCCAAGAUUGUGAUUUUAAUUUGCCCAGAUAUUGACCAAUAGAUACUCAAGAUUUAUUGAUACAUGUAUCCCAGUUUUUCUGUGCUGUAUAUGUUCAUUAGUUACUGUGAAAAACUUCAGGAAAACUACAAGUUUGUAAAAGAGUGGCAUUAUUUUUUGAAACAUGUACAUCUAAAAUGGGUGUUGUGUUUUUUUGAAAUGCACUGUGUCAGAAUCAGUAGCAAAAAUAAACCCAAAAUGAUUAAUGCAUUUGAAAAAAUAAUAGAAGCCAUGCAGCCAAAUGUUGGACUGCAGGUCCCAAAAACUCUAAAUAAUAAUUAUGAGGAAAGUUGGGAAUUGCAGUCCAACAAUAUCAGGAGUGCUGCUUGCUUCUGACUUUUACCUUAAAUGCAUGAAUAAUUUUGGGUUUGUUUUUACAUUCAUUGUAUUUCAAAUAUGCUGCUGAAAAGUUUGUGUUGAUCAUGAACUCUAUCUUGAAGAUAUAGAAAUAAAUAUUGUUAAAAAAUAGAUUUUAAUAAGAGACUCUUAGCAACAUAAGCAUGUAUUGGAGACAGUAUUGUUGGCUUCCUUGAAAUUCUUUCCAAGACUGUUUAGAAACUUACAUAAUCAAAUCCUUUGUAUUGUCUUACUCCUUGAUAAAAUCAUCAUGCCAUUUAUUAAAAUUUUCUAAUAAUAUACAA
Anolis carolinensis (green anole) is the source of this 2353-nucleotide messenger RNA. RefSeq names its product PTTG1IP family member 2 (gene pttg1ip2). Gene Ontology annotation, biological process: protein import into nucleus. The transcript is spliced from 7 exons. NCBI's taxonomy places the organism in Eukaryota, Metazoa, Chordata, Lepidosauria, Squamata, Anolidae. Bases 179 to 745 code for a protein of 188 amino acids. Gene Ontology annotation, cellular component: nucleus; cytoplasm. The record is from RefSeq and is a predicted model, not a curated record.